AUGCCAGGACCCCAGGCAGCACCUCGCGUGUCAGGAUCGACUCUGCAUGGCAAGACCACCAGAAGCAGUGGACUACCCAUCGAAGACAUCAUCAACGACCCAGAUGCAGAAAUAAAAGACACGGACUCAGCAAGAAAAUUCCUAGACCAGCUGUACACUGUACACGGAGACCCGAUAACGCCAGAACACCUGUCCCAAGCCCUGUUCUACAUUUCGCAAAGCAAAACGGUGAACAGCACGACACGAUCGGCCAUUCGAACUACAGCAUAUCUAGUCAGAGACCUAGCAGCGCUGGCAAUAGCUGAAUCUAUAACCAAGGCAGUAUCGAGCAAACUAGAUGCCUCAGUCCUAAUCGCCAUAUCACCGCACAUCGGCAAAAUCAUGUCAACUGCAGAGAAACUCGAAACCGCCAACGAACAAAUCACAACGCUAAGCGCUGAGAUUGCCAAGAACGCUGGAACCCAUGACACCACUGCAGGCGACACGAGCCUCGAACUCCUCGAAGGUAAGGUACAAAAGCUCACUGACGACGUAGGGUCGAUCAAAACUGCGAUAGAAGAAGUCAAAGACCACCUCAAAACCCAAACACCCCCAGCACCGUUCCCAACACCAUACAGAGAUGCCCUAGCCACGUACACCGCUAAUCCGAACCAGAUCCCACUGGGCAAACACCCAACACAGGAACACGCUAAGGCCCACGCUGCUAUCAGAGACAGACAGAUACUGAUCGACCCUGACAGAGAUCACCCAAUAUCCAACGAUUCCACCAAGAGAGAGACAGCCAUCGACCUCAUCAAGCAAGCAAGUAGAAGCAGUAAACAGGGCUAG
Messenger RNA from Pisolithus orientalis, 828 nucleotides. RefSeq lists its product as uncharacterized. Bases 1 to 828 code for a protein of 275 amino acids. The transcript has a single exon. The record is from RefSeq and is a predicted model, not a curated record. Lineage: Eukaryota; Fungi; Basidiomycota; Agaricomycetes; Boletales; Pisolithaceae.